Suillus subalutaceus is the source of this 1782-nucleotide messenger RNA. RefSeq lists its product as uncharacterized. The record is from RefSeq and is a predicted model, not a curated record. Bases 1 to 1782 code for a protein of 593 amino acids. The transcript has 8 exons. Lineage: Eukaryota; Fungi; Basidiomycota; Agaricomycetes; Boletales; Suillaceae.
AUGUUCAUUCCAAUAAUCCUUGGCAGUGACAAGACUACAGUCUCCGUCACUACUGGACACAACCAAUACUGGCCAGUUUACAUGUCGAUCAGCAACAUCCACAACAACAUGCGACGUGCACACCGCAAUGGUGUUGUAUUGCUGGGCUUCCUAGCCAUCCCGACAACUGACAAGGAGUCCGCCAAAGAUGCACACUUUCGAAAAUUCUGGCAUCAGCUUCUCCACUCAUCGCUGGCAAAGAUGCUGGAAUCCCUCAAACCAAGUAUGACAACACCCGAGGUUGUAUGCUCCCCCGAUGGUCAUUUUCGACGUGCGGUAUAUGGUCUUGGACCAUAUAUUGCUGAUUAUCCUGAGCAAGCAUUGCUCGCUUGCAUCGUUCAAAACUGGUGCCCAAAUACUGUCUACUUACUACAGAUUCAUCCAGAUGUACUGCUCUGGCAGAUGGUCUUGACAAUGGUGCCUAUGGUCGGUGUUCCCACGACCAUACCAAAGUCUUGGUGGAGGAAUUCGAGUGAGCCAUUCACUAACUAUUUCCCGCGAGCCGACAUUCACAAACUCCUCUCCCCCGACAUUUUACAUCAGCUGAUAAAGGGUGCGUUCAAGGACCAUAUUGUCACCUGGGUCCACAAAUACAUUCAGGCUCGGUACUCAGAAAAUGAGGCAAACACAAUAUUAGAUGAUAUUGAUCACCGGGGCUUCAAACAAUGGACAGGAGACGAUUCCAAAGCACUUAUGAAGGUGUAUAUACCUGUGAUUGAAGGCCACAUACCUCCGGAGAUGGUGCUGACUUUGCAAGCCUUGAUUAAUUUUGUGUACAUCGUGUGGCGCAAUAUCAUCGACUCCAACAGCCUCAAUGUGUUGGAUGAUGCACUCGAGCGUUUCCACAGGCACCGCGAAAUAUUCAAAACAUCUGGUGUUCGCCCUAAUGGAUUCAACCUCCCUCGACAACACUCGCUUAUCCACUACCACAAAAUGAUCCGAUCAUUCGGCGCACCAAACAGACUCUGUUCUUCCAUCACGGAAUCUAAACAUAUCAAGGCUGUCAAGGAGCCGUGGCAACGGUCCAGGCUAAACACUCCAGUGCACAACACAGAAGCCAUUCAAGUUGGGCUUGAGGAUGAGCCUAUUGACAUUCCCCAUCUCAGACACAACAAUCAUGUGAAUGCCGACUUGGAGGCUGAUGCAGACCAAGAUGCUGAGCUCAAGGGUGACGCUGUUGCUGGACCGACAGUGAUAGCUCAUGUGGACUUGGCGAAGAAAUCUGGCAAGUGGACAUUCACCUGGUCAAAACGGAUCUACACAGACCUCCUCGCAGAUCAAAUUGGUGAACCGGAACUCACCACUCAUAUUCAGCGAUUUUUACAUCACCAGCUCCAUCAUUCUGACUCCAACUCAGAAGCCUCCGAGUCUGGCACUGGCUCGUCCAGUGCCCUUCCUGAACAUUACGAAAAACUCACUCUAUAUACAUCUGCCAUUGCCACCUUCUUCGCUCCAAGUGAUGUCUCAGGCAUUGGUGGUAUGUGCUAUGAGCGAAUUCAUGCCGUGGAUACCUGGAGGAACGGCCCUGGUCGAUAUGACUGUGUUUUCAUUAGUACUGAUCCCACUGUUGAGGGCAUGCGUGGCUUCGAUAUCGCUCAAGUAAGGCUUUUCUUUUCAUUUAAACACAAUGGUGUACAUUACCCUUGUGCAUUUGUGCAUUGGUUCAAACACAUGCACGACUCACCAGAUGAGAACACAGGAAUGUGGGUAGUAGAACCUGAAACCCACGAGGAUGGGACAUGA